UAAAUUUAUGUUUGUAGCUCCUAGCUCUCUUUCCAGCACUCAACCACCACCAACUAAAGUACUUCAAUCACAACCACCAACAAUUACACAACCUCCAACAACCAAGCCUCAAACAACAAAACUGGUUACAACAAAUAGUCCAAUAACAAGUCCUCCAACAACAAAUCCCCCAACAACAAAACCUCCAACAACAAAUCCUCCAUCAACAAAUCCCCCAACAACAAAUUCCCCAACAACAAAUCCCUCAACAACAAAUCCCCCAACAACAAAUCCUUCAACAACAAAUCCUCCAACAACAAAUCCUUCAACAACAAAUCUCCCAACAACAAAUCCUCCCACAACAAAUAUUCCAACAGAAAAUGUUUUACCGACCAACCUUUCAACAACAAAUCCUUUAACAAAAUCUCCAGCAACAGAAGUUCCAACAACAAAAAUUCCAACAGCUAAACUUCCAACAACGAAACCUCCAACAACAAGCCCACUAACAACAAACCCUUCAACAACAAAUUCUCCAACAGCUGAUCUUUCAACUGCAAAUCCUCCAACGGUAAAUCCUUCGAGACUAAACUGUCCAACAGCCACUCCUUCAACAGCAAAUCCUUCAAGAGCAGUAUUUUCAACAAUUCCUAACACAACAAUUAAAAUCGGAACAAUGACACAUUCAACAACAGGAAGAGUAACGAUUACCUCUCCAACAAAACAAGAUCCAACUAUGUCCAGAACAACAACUACAAGCUCAUCUAUACAUGUCUCAACUACCAAAAUAGCCACAAAUCAACAAGCAACAAAAAUUGUAACAACAAGAGCUCCAACUAACGCCAAAUCGUCACACAGUGCAGGGACCCAGUUGCUUUCUUCCAAAUCACUAGCUACCACAACAGCCACAGUGACAACAGUAAACCAGCAAAUAACAAGAAUGCAAUCAACUCAAAUUCUAACAUCCACAAGUGCAACCGAAUCAAGACAACCAAAAAGCACAAAUAACCAGUCCGAGCCGACUAGUUCAUAUGACUAUACAACUUCAACAUCAACAGCAAAUGUAAGUGAUCACUUUCCACUCUUUACUACCAACGACUCACAAGGCACUGACAAAACCAUAACGCAAGGAAUUAAAACAACAAUGAACAUUAUCGAUAAACCUAGCGUUUCUGAUCAACCAGAUACUAAUCGCAAUGCAUCUUCAUCAAGUAGCUUAAUAAACUCCACAACGGUGUACAUAGCCGUGAGUGCUGGAGGUACUCUCCUGUUGGUAGUUGUAAUAGUUGUGGUAAUAAUGAUUUUACGAAGACGUCGAGGAAAGCUAACAUUGGGUCGCAACUCAAAGCAACAAAAAGUCAUGAAAGAUAAUUCCAUUUAUGCUAAGAAUGAAGACAUCUGUACAUUGCAACGACAUCAAAAUAAUGUUAACUCAGACACAAAAACAACUUUCCAAAUAAUGAAUCCCGUGUUCAAUAAAGCCAUACCAGAUGGGACAUCUGAACACAAAACUUUCGUAAAUGUAAUUCCUCAAUACACUAAUUCAAUUGCAAGCAGUCAGAUCUCAACAAACAAAGGUUCGAGUUUUGGAAGUGAACAAGAAGACUAUCUGGAACCCAUUAUUACAGCUAAAGUUGCCUCCUUCACCAGCUCAGUAAAUCAAACCAAAAGUUUGAGAAGCGAACAAGAAGAAUACCUGGAACCUAUUACUACAGUUACACCUGCAUCCAUAGCCAGCUCGGUAAAAGAACGCAUUUAUGUUGAACCAGCAAGAACAGAGGAAUCACUGUAUGUGCAAUUAAAGCAAUGGAAACUUCCAAUAAUUGAUCAAAACACUAUCAAAAGAAUCAAGGAGCUGGGAUCAGGAGAGUUUGGCACCGUUUACAAAGCCAAGUGGAAAAAAAGUCAGCAAGAUCGCAGUCUCAUUGUUGCUGUGAAAACGCUGAAUGCAAACGAACCAGGCAGACACGUAAAAUUUCUUCGUGAAGCAGCAAUCAUGGGUCAAUUCAACCACAAGAAUGUUGUUGCCCUCCAUGGAAUUGUUUUAGCUGGGAAGCCUAUUAUGAUUGUUUUUGAAUUUCUUGCAAACGGAGAUCUGAAAGAAUUUCUUGUGAACCGUCAACCCAGUGAUGACUCAAGCCAGUUGCCUACUGACACACCUAAUCGAUUGCUGCGCAUGAACAGAGAAAUAGCAGCCGGCAUGAAAUAUUUAGAAGCAAAGUCUUUUGUUCACAGGGAUCUCGCUAUUCGAAACAUCAUGUUAGAUUUCAAUGAAACUUGCAAGAUUGGAGACUUUGGAUUGGCAAGAGAUUUGGAUGAUGAUGCAUACUAUGUUACAAGCGGUGGUAAAAUACCAGUACGAUGGACAGCACCCGAGGCACUUGAAUACCGUAAAUAUUCAACAGCAAGUGAUGUGUGGAGUUAUGGUGUAGUUUUAUAUGAGAUUUGGUCGAUUGGACAACGACCAUUUGGUGCAGUUGGCAACAAGAAGAUCAUGCAAGAUAUCUUAAAUGGAUAUCGCUUGCCGCCACCACCAGGAUGCCCUUAUGCAAUCUAUCGAUUGAUGAUCAGUUGCUGGCAUCCUGACCAUCACCGUCGACCAUCGUUUCGAAGGGUUGUUUCUUAUUUGUCUACUGAUGACUUGGCAUUAAUAACAAACAAGGCAGGUGAAGAAAGAGUGUUGGGACACCUUGGGGAUAACCUGGACGUUUCCAAGCAUAUGUAUAAAGAUCUACAAACGACAUACAUCGGAAUGACUGAUCAGUGACAAUAAAGUUUCUCAGCUACCAUUCUGUUUGAAUUUGUAUGAAGAAAAACUUGUAGUUUAAAUAGUUUGAUGUGAAAGUUAAGUAAAUUGAUUGAUGUGAU
Messenger RNA from Corticium candelabrum, 2844 nucleotides. Its product is annotated as dual specificity protein kinase splB-like. The record is from RefSeq and is a predicted model, not a curated record. NCBI's taxonomy places the organism in Eukaryota, Metazoa, Porifera, Homoscleromorpha, Homosclerophorida, Plakinidae. The coding region runs from base 8 to 2743 and encodes 911 amino acids. The transcript is spliced from 12 exons. Gene Ontology annotation, biological process: positive regulation of kinase activity; protein phosphorylation; multicellular organism development. Gene Ontology annotation, molecular function: transmembrane receptor protein tyrosine kinase activity; ATP binding. Gene Ontology annotation, cellular component: plasma membrane; signaling receptor complex.